CGAUUUCCGCAAUGUCAAAGGAUUGCUAUGCAGGGCCUGAUAUCCAUUGUUUUUCCUGUCGGUUCCCUACACUGUUGAACAACUAACCAUCAUAGAGGAUUAUUGGCUACCCUUACACAGUAUAGCAGGUCGUAUAACGAACGAUAACGCACCUGAUCGGCACCAUAUGCUGCAUCCACCUUGACUCCAAUUGACCUUGGCAAGAAAAGUGCAGUUGACGUGCUUGCAAUUUCCCAUAAGCAUAUGUAAUGGCGAGGCACAUAUGCAACAAUCCCGAUCGUUUGUAUAAAGUGUCACUCUGUUCCUGUUUGCUGUCUUUGGGAUCGUCGUCACUGUGAACUCCCUCCUGUCUUUCAAUAAUCAGCCCAUACACAAUGGCCUCAACUGAGAACCCAAAGGGCAUUGACUCGAAAGAGAUUCACUAUGAGCCACAAUCCGAUGCCAGUUCCGAGGCUUCAGUGGCCAAACUGAAGCUUGCGCAUAGGAAAGUAGACAAAAGGUUACUACUGUGGUAUGCCUUUGUCUAUCUUAUCAUGCGCAUCCACGUCAGCAAUAUCUCAAAUACAGCAAUCAUGAAUCUUGAACAAGGCACGGGAAUCCGCAAACAACUUGGAAACCUUACAUCUUCUCAAUGGGCGUGGACUUUGAGCAUAUUUUACUAUCCGUAUAUGUUCUUCGAGCCUCUGGCAACCCUUGCUCUAAAGCGAUUUAGUCCAAGUGUCUGGAUGUCUCGCAUCAUGUUUACAUGGGGUAUCAUCUCCAUGUGCCAAGGUGCAGCCCAGAACUACUCCGGCAUACUGGCUUGUCGCUUCUUCCUCGGUGCUGCCGAAGCAGGCUUCUAUCCGGGUGUUUUGUACCAUCUGAGCUUUUGGUAUCCGACCGAACGGCUUCCACUUCGUAUUGCGUUUUUCUACGCAUGUGGUAUGUUUUCAGGAACUAUCAGUGGCCUCCUUGCGUACGCCAUAUCGUUCAUGAAUGGAGUUGCUGGUCUAGCCGGCUGGAGAUGGCUUUUCAUCCUCGAGGGAAUCCCCGCGGUACUGUGCGCAAUAUACACUUGGUUCUUUUUGCCCAACUAUCCUGAAACGGUAAAGUUCUUGACUGAAGAGGAGCGUGAAAUCAUCCUUGCCGAUCUGCCCAAGCAGGCGCCAUCUAUGAAAUCAAAGACGUUCAGCUUCGAGCAGACGAAGAGUCUUUUCAAGAGCCCAACGUUCGUACCAUUUCUCAUGAUUUGGAUCACCCAUGGUAUCGGGGGGUGGGGUAUCUCGUUUGUACUUCCGACAGUUAUCUAUGAACUCGGUAUUUCAAAUACUGCCAUCGCACAGGUCAUGACCAUGCCUCCUUUCACGUUGGUUUUCGUAAUUCUCUGCGGACUUGCCUUUUUCAUCCAUACCAAACGCCUCUCGCCUUGGGUGGCAGGACUCGGUGUCGAAACCACCCAAAUCAUCUGCUACAUUCUGCUCAUCACCGUCAAGAACGCAACCGCGAAGUACAUCUUUGUCAUGAUUGCAACAGCCGCCUCGCAAUCCUUCUUCGCACUCAUGUGGCCUGAGCGUAUCCGUGCCGCACGAGGAACCACGACUGCGGGAUUAGCGAUUGGAAUAACGAAUGCUAGUUGCCAACUGAUGGGCAUCGUGGGUCCGCAGAUCUAUCAACCAAAGUUUGGACCGACCUAUCGCGUCAGUUACAUCUGUUCCAUUGCGCUUCUGUCGACGUGUCUGUGUGCAGUUUGCACAAGUUGGUAUUUUGUGGCCAGGGACGACAAGCAGAGAGCGACUGAGGGAACUCAAGACGAAGCUCCCGUUGCUUGA
Aaosphaeria arxii CBS 175.79 is the source of this 1808-nucleotide messenger RNA. RefSeq names its product MFS general substrate transporter. The transcript has 4 exons. Bases 375 to 1808 code for a protein of 477 amino acids. Gene Ontology annotation, biological process: transmembrane transport. The record is from RefSeq and is a predicted model, not a curated record. Gene Ontology annotation, molecular function: transmembrane transporter activity. NCBI's taxonomy places the organism in Eukaryota, Fungi, Ascomycota, Dothideomycetes, Pleosporales. Gene Ontology annotation, cellular component: membrane.